Molecule: messenger RNA, 5598 nt
Organism: Canis lupus familiaris (dog)
Lineage: Eukaryota; Metazoa; Chordata; Mammalia; Carnivora; Canidae
Product: zinc finger protein 850-like
Exons: 3
Coding region: 199-3156 (985 amino acids)
Biological process (GO): negative regulation of transcription by RNA polymerase II
Molecular function (GO): DNA-binding transcription repressor activity, RNA polymerase II-specific
Source: RefSeq, a predicted model, not a curated record
GCCUCCUCCUUGUGGCGGCCAUUUUGCUGCUCUCGGGCGUGCCAGGGCGGGACCGAAGUGACGGAACUGUCAAGGCGCUGGAGUUGUCCCCCCCGGCAGAGAGGCGGGUCCGCGGCUGGCUACGCCGCCCGGGCUGCCCCGCACGUGGGCCAGGACAGGGACCGUCGGCCCCGGUGUUCGCCCCGCACCCCGAGUCCGAUGGCUGCGGCCGUGCCCAGGGCCCCGGCGCAGGAUAGUGUGACCUUUGAGGACAUUGCUGUGUACUUUUCCUGGGAGGAGUGGAGGCUCCUUGAUGAGGCUCAGAGAUUCCUGUACCAUGAUGUGAUGCUGGAGAACUUUGCACUUAUAUCCUCACUGGGUUGCUGCUGUGGAGCAGAGGAUGUGGAGGCACCUUGUGAACAGAGCAUUUCUGUAGGUGUGUCACAGGACAGAACGCCCAGGGCAGCUCUGACUUUCCGGAAGACCCACCCCUGUGAGAUGUGUGGUCCAGUCUUGAGAGACAUUUUCCACUUGGCUGAGCACCAAGGAAAAGAAAACAGCCAGAAACUGUUGAGGUGCGGGGCAUGUACAAAAAGAUUUUAUUUCAGCAUAAAGUUUCAACAGCAGCAGGAGGAGCAUGUGGGAGAGAAACUGUUGAGAAACAGUGUGGACAGGGCCUCUUUUGUGAAGAGUUGCGGAAUCUUUGAUUCAGGAAAGCCCUUUACCUGUGGAGAGGUUGAGAAGGACUUCUUGCCUGGCUCAGGGCAUCUGCAGCAAGAGGCCACUCAUGCUGGGGAGAAGCCAAACACAAUCACACAGUGCAGGGGAACUUUACAAAGCAGAAAAAGUCAUUACACCUGGGGAGAAUGCAAGAAGGACUUUGGUCCAAAACACACACUUGUUCAGGACCACUGUUUUGUAUGCAGUGAAUGUGGGAAAACAUUCAGGUACAAGUCUUCAUUUGCUAUACACCAGAGAUUCCAUACUGGAAAAAGACAUCAUGAGUUUGGUGAAUGUGAAAAAUCCCUUCGGCAAAGCUCAACCCUCAGUCAACAUGGAAAGACUCACACUGGGUCCAGGCAAUACAAGUGUAGCAAAUGUGGGAAGUCCUUUUGCCACAAAUCUGUCCUCAUUCAUCCCCAGAGAUGGCAUAAUGGAGAAAAUGUGUGCAGUGAAUGUGCAGAGUCUUUUAGCCAUAGCUCAGUGUUGAUUCCAUGUAGAGUUCAAACUGGAGAGAGGCCUUAUAAGUGUAAUGACUGUGCAAAAUCUUUUACCUCUGUCUCUGCCCUCAGUUAUCAUCAGAGAUCUCACACAGGAGAAAGGCCUUAUGAGUGCAGUGAAUGUGGGAAAUCUUUUAUCUCUAGGUCUGACCUCCGUUAUCAUCAGAGAGUUCAUUCUGGAGAAAGGCCUUAUGAGUGCAGUGAAUGUGGGAAAUCUUUUAUCACUCGUACUGCUCUCCGUUAUCAUCACAGAGUUCACACUGGAGAAAGGCCUUAUGAGUGUAGUGAAUGUGGCAAAUCCUUUACUCGAAGAAAUAACCUCAUUAUACAUCUAAGAGUUCACUCAGGUGAAAGACCUUAUGAGUGUAGUGAAUGUGGGAAAUCUUUUACCUUUAGCUCCAGCCUGCGUUAUCACCACAGAGUUCACACUGGAGAAAGACCUUAUGAAUGUAGUGAAUGUGGGAAAUCUUUUAACAAUAGGUGGACACUCAUUCGACACCGAAGAAUUCACACAGGAGAAAAGCCUUAUGUGUGCAGUAAAUGUGGGAAGUCUUUUACUUGUAGCUCUACUCUCCAGUAUCAUCAUCGAGGUCAUCUUGGAGAAAGACCUUAUGAGUGUAAUGAAUGUGGGAGAUCUUUUACCACUAGUUCUGCCCUCCGUUAUCACCAGAGAGUUCAUACUGGAGAAAGGCCUUAUGAGUGCAGUGAAUGUGGGAAAUCUUUCAUUUCUAGGUCUGACCUGCAUUAUCAUCAUAGAGUUCAUUCUGGAGAAAGGCCUUAUGAGUGUAAUGAAUGUGGGAAAUCCUUUAUCCGAAGAAAUAACCUCAUUUUACAUCAGAGAGUUCACACAGGAGAAAGGCCUUACAAGUGUAGUGAAUGUGGGAAAUCUUUUAAUAAUAGGUGGACACUUAUUCAACACCAGAGAGUUCACACAGGAGAAAAACCAUAUGUGUGCAGUGAAUGUGGGAAAUCUUUUACCUGCAGCUCCACACUUUGUUACCAUCAGAGAGUUCAUGAAGGUAAAAGGCCUUAUGAAUGCAGUGAGUGUGGGAAAUCCUUUACCUCCAGUUCUACUCUCCGUUAUCAUCAGAGAGUUCACACAGGAGAAAGGCCUUACAAAUGCAGUGAAUGUGGGAAAUCUUUUACCUUUAGUGCCAGCCUUCGUUAUCAUCACAGAGUUCACAGUGGAGAAAGGCCUUAUGAGUGCACUGAAUGUGGGAAAUCCUUUAAAGAUAGAUCACAAUUCAAUAAACACCAGAGAACUCACACGGGUGAAAGACCUUACGAGUGCAGUGAAUGUGGGAAGACUUUUAGCCAAAAAUCUUCUCUGUCAAUACACCAGAGAAUUCAUAAUAGUGAACGAUCUUAUGAGUGUAGUGCUUGUGGGAAAUCUUUUACAUCUAUCUCUGGCCUUGGUUAUCAUCAUAGAGUUCAUAAGGGAGAAAAGCCUUAUCAGUGUAGUGAAUGUGGGAAAUCUUUUACCAAUAGCUCAAUACUGAUUCGACACCAGAGAGUUCACACAGGAGAAAGACCUUAUGUGUGCAGUGAAUGUGGGAAAUCUUUUACCAGUAGCGCUACCCUUUCUUAUCAUCAGAGAGUUCAUGCAGGUAAAAGGCCUUAUGAAUGCAGUGAAUGUGGGAAGUCUUUUACCUCCAGUUCCACUCUCCGUUAUCAUCAGAGAGUUCAUGCAGGAGAUAGGCCUUAUGGGUGUAGUGAAUGUGGGAAAUCUUUUAUCUCUAGCUCCAAACUACGUUAUCAUCAGAGAGUUCACACUGGAGAAAGGCCUUAUGAGUGCAGUGAAUGUGGAAAAUCCUUCAGGGAUAGUUCACAAUUCAGUCAGCACCGGAGAGGUCACACUGGAGAAAGGCCUUAUGAGUGUGGUGAAUGUGGGAAAUUUUUUACAAGAAAAUCUACACUCUCUCAACAUCAGAGAGUUCACACUAGAGAGAAGCCUUAGGUGUGCAGGGAAUGUGCAAUUUCCUAUUCACUAUAACAACACUGGAGGGAACUCUGAGGAGCCAUCUCUCUGAACUAAAACUCAGCUAAACAUGCAGUGGUAUAUUCCUUGUAAGUUUUAGUUCUGUAAUAAACUUGUGUAAAUAUGUUGCACUUUCUAAACCGUCCAGGGCUCUUUUCCAGAUUUAGCUCACUGCUAGAUUUUGUAGCCAAAGCCUUUUCACCUCUCCCACUUCGGAGGUCUACAAAGUGUGCAUCAGUCACCACUACAAUGUAUUCAGGGAAGCUGACCUUUGUUCUCCCAUGAUUUAGAACAAAUUAGAAGUAACCUGAGCCCUGAGGGAUCAGCUUUCCUGUCUCCUUAACUACCUUAGGCAUGGACCUGAAUCAGUGAUGACCCAGAGAAAAUGAGUUUGGCUGGCAGCUUACAGAGAAUGACUACCUUUUUUCAGGGACAUGUUGGUCUCCUGUGACGCGAUGUUUUUCCAGCUUCCCAGUGAAACAGUAACUACUGCACAUUGCUUUGGCUUAUGUGAUGUUCAAGGCCUUACUUUUUAAGUCUUAAUUUUGGAUGUUCUGCUUACUGUUUGGGGUAGUUUAUAAAUGGAUCUGGGCUCAACAAGCAGUACUGGGUGAGCUUUUUAGGAGUCUCAAAUUGUGCUUGAGGAGGGAGAGGAGGAUGGCAGAAAAUAGCUUGCCAGUGUUGAUCAAAUGUGCAUUGCUGCCCCACAGCCUCUGAAAAACUGCAGGGCUUUCUGGUUUUCAUUUGAAAUCCUAGAUGCUUCGUGUUUUAGGAGUCUCAGUGAUUGGGACGCCUGGGUGGCUCAGCAGUUGAGUGUUUGCCUUUGGCUUACAGUGUGGUCCUGGAGUCCUGAGAUCGAGUCCCACAUGGGGCUCCCUGCUUGGAGCCUGCUUCUCCCUCUGCCUAUGUCUCUGUCUCUCUGUCUCAUGAAAAAAUAAAAUCUUAAAAAAAAAAAAAAAAGAUGACUCAAGGAGGAGGCAAGUGUGAGACCCUCAGGUGCUUCUGAAAGCAGCAUAAAUUUUUUCUCCUUACUCAAAGGAGACAUCACAGGGGAUGUCAGCACUGUUGAGUUAUCUUCCCUAGCUUUACAAACAGCCAUGUGCCCUGAUGUCCACAGCCUAAUUGGGCUAGGGUCACUGGUUGUAAGAUCACAGGGGGCAGGGGAAACCAUAAUUGCUACAGAAACACUGCUUAAUAGGAAGUAGAGGAGACCGCAGCCAACUAGAUGGAAUAUGCCUCUUCUAAAAAUGGAUCCGGACACGUUUCUGUAACAGUGAUUUUGCAAGGUUAGUGUGUACACAAAUCUCAGGACCUCCAGGUAUGAUUAUCUUGUGUUAGGUAUAGUUAUUGUUAGAGAAAAAAAUAAAAACUAAAAUAAUCCAAAGGUUCUGUGGUUUCCUCUCUGUGAUGUCUGCUUCAAAGCCACUACCACUGAGUCAGGGGAAAAAAAGAUAAAGGGUAAUCUAUAUUCCUGGAAUAUGACACUUGUGACCCAGGAAGCAUUCCUGUUGACUUGUAUGGAAAUACUCUGUUGUUCUCCACAUUUGCUGCCACUAAGGUAAUACCCCAUAGGCAUGAGAAAGAGGGAUGGAAUCGGUGUGGGGUGGCCAAACCAAUUUCCCAAAAAGAGUGGGACAUAGACAUUUUGAGCCAUUUUUAAAGCUUUGUUAAGUAAGGCAUAGUUUAUAUUUUCUAGCCUGCAUGUAUUUACCGUGUGAUUUGGUAAAUUUUGACAUAGUUAUGAACUUCUGAAACCAUCAUCAUAGUCCUGUUAAUAACUUUAUCUGUCACAUGUUUACCUCCUGUUCUUUUAUAAUCUCCCCUGCCCCUCCUACUUCUCCAGGUAACUACUGAUUUACUUGCUUUUACAAUAGAUGGAUAGUUUUGAAUUUUUUAAAUUUAUGUUUGGUAUUGAUACUGUUUUGAUUUUUUGUUUUUAUUGAAAAUUACUUUGAGAUUCAUCAGUGAUAUAUGAGUAGUGGGUUUUUUGUUUUUUGUUUUUUUGCUGAGUAAUAUUUUUGGAUAUACCAGUUUAUCCAUUUAUCUGUGUUUGAGGAUUUGGUUUAUUUCUAGAUUCUGACUAUUGAAGGUAAAGCUAGUGUAAACAUCUGUGUUCUUUAUGUGAAUGUAUGUUUCUUUGAUGUUUUGUCAGUAACUUAGUGUAUAAUGUCUGGGUCAUAGAGUAGGUAAAUGUUUUACUUUUUGAUUGUAUCGUUUGCCUUUUCCCAGCAGUGUAGGAGUUCCAGUUCAUCCACAUUCUGAACAUUUGGUUUGGCUAAUUAUUUAAUUUUAGGCCUUUUAAUAAGUUUUUAGUGUUAUGUUAUUUUGUUUUAAUUACAUUUCUGUAAGGAUUCACAAUCAUUUUUUCCAAUGCUUAUUUACUGUCUACACCUUUGGUAAAAUGCAUGUACCUUUUUCCUA